AUGGCACGCGCGAUCGCCAAGCCGAUGGGUGACGCGCCGGCGUGCGGCUACCUCGUCGAAGCCGUCGACGCACCAGCCCGGCCCACGUUCCUUGUGACGAGCCACGGCACGCUCCAGGACAUGUCCAGCCGCCUCACGCAGACGCUACCAACGCUGCCAUGGCUUCGUCUCUUACUCUUGCACAAAUCGACUGGCGACGACAUUGCUCGGUUGGUCGACGUCUUGCCGAGGUGCCAGCGACUGAGCCAUCUCGUGCUCUCAGGACCCGGUCUCACGCCGACGGUGGUCGCGGCCCUCCUGCGACGGCUGCCACAGUGUCCUUCCCUCCGAUGGCUCGGCCUUCAGAACCCUACCUGCACGAGUAGCGAGCUGAUGGCAAUGGAUGGCUGGCGGCACUGUUUACGCCGCCUCGAGCACAUGGAGCUAUCGUCGAGCCAGUGGAGCCUUCAAGACAAGGCGGUCGUGCUGAACGACGCGCAGCGCCACAUGAAGGCAGCAACCGUCGUGAUCCACGUAUCGCCGCCUACGAGUCGCUGGGGACUCGACCGACUCUUUCCAUAGCUGUCGCGGGCUAUGUCGCUGUAUGUGGUAGAGAUUUGGCUCGUUGU
Saprolegnia parasitica CBS 223.65 is the source of this 608-nucleotide messenger RNA. RefSeq lists its product as hypothetical. The transcript has a single exon. Bases 1 to 561 code for a protein of 186 amino acids. The record is from RefSeq and is a predicted model, not a curated record. Lineage: Eukaryota; Oomycota; Saprolegniomycetes; Saprolegniales; Saprolegniaceae.